AUGACUGGAUCAGAAAUAGAAAUAGGCAGAUUCUGGACCUCGUUGAGCAUUCCUGGGCCCCAUCCAGGCGAGAAGGAGGCAUGGCCAAUGGGCCUCACCCUUGACCACAGACAUACGGAUGAAGAACCCAGACGUUGGUAUGAGCAAUGUACAAUGAGCCAAAUAAUGACCCAAAUGAUCUUCUCUGGUUAGUCAGGCAUUAAUAACAAUCACACAUACAAUCACAUUCUAGUGGACGGUGAGACUGUAUUCACCGCCGGAGGGUAAGGUGUGUCCAGGUGUGUGUGUGUGUAUCCCUGGAUCCUCUGGGUGAUAGCGGGAUGCUGCGGAGGGGUCUGCUGGCCUGGGUGUCCCGUGUGGGCGUUCUGCUGGUCCUAGUGUGCUGCUCUCUGUCCCUCCUCUAUGUCAUGACCUGCAGCCCCCACUCCGAGGACAACCUGGUGAGCCACGCCCUGCCACGCCCCAGGGUGGGGGUCGGGGUAGGAGGGGCAGUAGGGGGCACGGGAGCAGCUCAGAGCGGACCCACUGGGCGGAAUGGAUACCAAGCCAUGCUUGCAGAGCGCGAGGAGCAACACAAGCUCCACAUCGCUAGUUUAAAGAAACAGAUUGCCCAGCUGAAGGAGGCGCUACAGGAGCGCAGCGAGCAGCUGAAAGGAGUUCAAGACUCCAUGGAGCGGGCGGCAGGGGGAGGCCGGGAUGGCCAGUCCCCAGGAGGAGGUAUCCUCGGGGAGGGAGGCCAAGGGCCAGGAGCCGACAGGAGCCACGCUGACCUUCAGGAGUUCCUCCGCAGUCAGCUGGGCCGUUCGGAGGUCCACCAGGGGACUAGACUACCCAGUGAGUACGCCGUGGUGCCCUUCGAGAGCUUCACCCUGCAGAGGGUGUACCAGCUGGAGAUGGGCCUGACGAGACACCCUGAGGAGAAGCCCGUGAGGAAGGACCGAAGGGACGAGCUGAGUGAAGCGCUGGAGACAGCCCUGCAGAGUCUCAACACCCCCCGCAACGGAGCAGACAAGGGCCACACCACCAAGGUCUACUCACCAUCAGACUUCAUAGAAGGUGAGUCACUAAGCUCCAUACCAGAGCCAAACAUAGUAUGUAUACAGCCAUAUGCUAUGCAUAAAUGUAUGUAAUAUCUUCAUGGUUGAGUGCCUGUUGAACUAUUGGAAUAUUGACAUGGUUUUAAUAAAAAUGGAAUCAAGUUGAACUCUAGAAAAUAAACAAACAGCACAACAAUGCCUCAUUUCCAACACAUUUCAAACAGAGAAACCCUGUUAUUUCUAUGAUUUUGUUGUUUGGUGGCCAUAAUGACGAAUGCUGAGAAUCAGAGCAAAACAACAGAGGAUCCUGCUGCUAGUGCUGAAGAGCCAAAGCCAGGAUAUCCGGCUAGUCUAGCAUGAUUUGGAGCAGGAAAUGAGCACAGCUGCUUUCCAUUCCGUGUGAAGCAUCACUACAAGCUCAGAGAGAGGGGGGCUGUUUCCUUUUAAAGGUUAACAUCUUUACUGGGGCCACGUCUGACUAAUACCUACAGUGGGGAGAACAAGUAUUUGAUACACUGCCGAUUUUGCAGGUUUUCCUACUUACAAAGCAUGUAGAGGUCUGUAAUUUUUAUCGUAGGUAAACUUCAACUGUGAGAGACGGAAUCUAAAACAAAAAUCCAGAAAAUCACAUUGUAUGAUUUUUAAGUAAUUAAUUUACUUUUUAUUGCAUGACAUAAGUAUUUGAUCACCUACCAACCAGUAAGAAUUCCGGCUCUCACAGACCUGUUAGUUUUUCUUUAAGAAGCCCUCCUGUUCUCCACUCAUUACCUGUAUUAACUGCACCUGUUUGAACUCGUUACCUGUAUAAAAGACACCUGUCCACACACUCAAUCAAACAGACUCCAACCUCUCCACAAUGGCCAAGACCAGAGAGCUGUGUAAGGACAUCAGGGAUAAAAUUGUAGACCUGCACAAGGCUGGGAUGGGCUACAGGACAAUAGGCAAGCAGCUUGGUGAGAAGGCAACAACUGUUGGCGCAAUUAUUAGAAAAUGGAAGAAGUUCAAGAUGACGGUCAAUCACCCUCGGUCUGGGGCUCCAUGCAAGAUCUCACCUCGUGGGGCAUCAAUGAUCAUGAGGAAGGUGAGGGAUCAGCCCAGAACUACACGGCAGGACCUGGUCAAUGACCUGAAGAGAGCUGGGACCACAGUCUCAAAGAAAACCAUUAGUAACACACUGCGCCGUCAUGGAUUAAAAUCCUGCAGCGCACACAAGGUUCCCCUGCUCAAGCCAACGCAUGUCCAGGCCCGUCUGAAGUUGGCCAAUGACCAUCUGGAUGAUCAAGGGGAGGAAUGGGAGAAGGUCACGUGGUCUGAUGAGACAAAAAUAGAGCUUUUUGAUCUAAACUCCACUAGCCGUGUUUGGAGGAAGAAGAAGGAUGAGUACAACCCCAAGAACACCAUCCCAACCGUGAAGCAUGGAGGUGGAAACAUCAUUCUUUGGGGAUGCUUUUCUGCAAAGGGGACAGGACGACUGCACCGUAUUGAGGGGAGGAUGGAUGGGGUCAUGUAUCGCGAGAUCUUGGCCAACAACCUCCUUCCGUCAGUAAGAGCAUUGAAGAUGGGUCGUGGCUGGGUCUUCCAGCAUGACAACGACCCGAAACACACAGCCAGUGCAAGUAAGGAGUGGCUCCGUAAGAAGCAUGUCAAGGUCCUGGAGUGGCCUAGCCUGUCUCCAGACCUGAACCCAAUAGAAAAUCUUUGGAGGGAGCUGAAAGUCCGUAUUGCCCAGCGACAGCCCCGAAACCUGAAGGAUCUGGAGAAGGUCUGUAUGGUGGAGUGGGCCAAAAUCCCUGCUGCAGUGUGUGCAAACCUAGUCAAGACCUACAGGAAACUUAUGAUCUCUGUAAUUGCAAACAAAGGUUUCUGUACCAAAUAUUAAGUUCUGCUUUUCUGAUGUAUCAAAUACUUAUGUCAUGCAAUAAAAUGCAAAUUAAUUACUUAAAAAUCAUACAAUGUGAUUAUCUGGAUUUUUAUUUUAGAUUCCGUCUCUCACAGUUGAAGUGUACCUAUGAUAAAAAUUACAGACCUCUACAUGCUUUGUAAGUAGGAAAACCUGCAAAAUCGGCAGUGUAUCAAAUACUUGUUCUCCCCACUGUACGUGUACCUGGGAGAGGGAAAGAGUUUGUUUGUGUGUGUGUGUGUGUGUGUGUGUGUGUGUGUGUGUGUGUGUGUGUGUGUGUGUGUGGCCUUACAGUCGACAUGGGCAUACCGAAAAUAUAGUGAAAACAUCAUGUCAGCCAGGAGUGUUUACGUAGCUCUUCCUUGAAAGACCUGUUCAGGUAUCGCCUCUUAAAAACUCCCAUAGGAAAUAUGCUUCCACCCUGUAGAUAGCCAAUUUGCUAAUUAGUAAUCCAAAAAGUGGUCUGUAGUUGGCUGUGUGUGUAGCCAGUAGCAAACAAACGACUAUUGUUCAACAACAAAGAUGAAAGCGGCAGGUAGCUUAGUGGUUAAGGGCGUAGUGCCAGUAACCGAAAGAUUGCUGGUUCUAAUCCCAGAGCCUACUAGGUGAAAAACCUUGAGCAAGGCACUUAACCCUAAUUGCUCCUGUAAGUCGCUCUGGAUAAGAGCGUCUGCUAAAUGACUAAAAUGUAAAAUGUAAUGUAGGCUAGUUAAUGAACCAUGUAGGCUAGUUAAUGAACCAUGUCGGCUAGUUAAUGAACCAUGUAGGCUAGUUAAUGAACCGUGUAGGCUAGUUAAUUAACCAUGUAGGCUAGUUAAUGAGCCGUGCAGGCUAGUUAAUGAACCGUGUAGGCUAGUUAAUGAACCGUGUAGGCUAGUUAAUGAACUGGCAACUGUCUUUAGCUCAGCAGUUCUACUUCACCUGUCUUUUUAACCUAAUUGUACCAGUGGACAAGUACAUUUUCAUUCACUCAGACAACUUGAAGCUUGUUGAGAUGCUAACGAUUACAAAGGGAGCAUUAUGAGCCCUGCCAAUCCUCAGUUAGCGAGCCAUGACUGAACACAAUAAGUUAAUACUGCCUGUUGGCUGUGCUGAAUGGAGUUUUUCAGGAGCUGCUAUGGGUGGAUUUGCUCAGCUGUCAUACAGAAAGAAUGAGAGCGGGGCAGCGAGACAACAAGGAAUGAAAGAGAGAGAGCGAGAGAUCAAGACAGGGAAAUGAAGGAGAGAGAGAGAGAGAGAGAGAGAGAGAGAGAGAGAGAGAGAGAGAGAGGAUGAGAGUUAGAAAAAAACGAGUGGUAUGCUAUGUGAGUGUGAUAAACAUGUUUAUGUGGUACAGUGCAUGGAGCUAGGCUGUGGAGCCUCAGCCCGCCCUGUCCCCAGAGUGAAGAGACGUGGAGCUAGGCUGUGGAGCCUCAGCCCGCCCUGUCCCCAGAGUGAAGAGACGUGGAGCUAGGCUGUGGAGCCUCAGCCCGCCCUGUCCCCAGAGUGAAGAGACGUGGAGCUAGGCUGUGGAGCCUCAGCCCGCCCUGUCCCCAGAGUGAAGAGACGUGGAGCUAGGCUGUGGAGCCUCAGCCCGCCCUGUCCCCAGAGUGAAGAGACGUGGAGCUAGGCUGUGGAGCCUCAGCCCGCCCUGUCCCCAGAGUGAAGAGACGUGGAGCUAGGCUGUGGAGCCUCAGCCCGCCCUGUCCCCAGAGUGAAGAGACGUGGAGCUAGGCUGUGGAGCCUCAGCCCGCCCUGUCCCCAGAGUGAAGAGACGUGGAGCUAGGCUGUGGAGCCUCAGCCCACCUUGUCCCCAGAGUGAAGAGAAGAGGCUUCUAUUUUAUAAGGAAGUUAGUCUCACCACUAUCAAACUGGGGAUCACCAGCUAUUCCUCUCUGCUUUUGCUGCUUCCUGUGUUUGUAUCGAUGUGGUUUGAGCAGGAGAGUACAGUAGCAUACAGAAUGAGGAUUUUGAUACUUUACUAGAUUAUACUGUUGUGUUGUUGCAUGAUUUCAAAUAUCCUGAGUUUAUUCUUAAAUGAAAAGUAGAAUGUUUGAAAUGGGAGCAAAGGACAGAAUUUUUCUUAGAUAAUUUUAUUUUCAUGAUGAUGAAUCUCACACUUUAGUUUGUAGUUCUCUAGUCCAAUAAUGUCUGUUGAAACUUGUCUUUGGAACGUUUGAUUUUGACUUCAGAAAACAAGACGUUUUGACUGACAGUGUGCAGCUGUGAAGUGGAGACCACAGGGACAACAGAGUCUAAUGUAUUGUUGUUUAGUGAUAUGUCUGGGUACGUCUAACUACUAUGAGAAGGUAUAAUCCAGUGUCAGUAUGAUCUCUAUGCGUGACGGGUCUCCUUCAGCUGUCAUAAUGGCAGAGGGCCCAGGGCACUAGCCAGGAGCAGAGUGGGAUGCGUGGGAUGCUAUCCCCUACAGAGACUUGAACUGCCCUGUCUGUCCUCUCUCCUUUCCCAUGGCCACACAGCCAAGGCUAUCCUUCUCUGUCAGAAAAAGCGUACAAAUCCAGGCAGCAAAGUGGAGAAAUGAUUCUCCUGUUGACAGAUUGUUGACAGUGCAAAUGCAGUAGCGACGGACAGUCUGGCCGAGUUUGAGAGUGUUUGUGUACAAAGCAAGAAAGAUUAUCCCCACUGGACUACUGGACAUCUAUCCCAUUAUAACAUUAUUAUUACAAACAAAUAAACACAUAGGCAAAUAAACUGAAUUGCAGUUCAACUGUGUCUACAUGUAUGUGUAUUUACACUGAGUGGACAAAACAUCUUUCCAUGACAUAGACUGACCAGGUGAAUUCAGGUGAAAGCUAUGAUCCCUUCUUGAUGUCACUUGUUAACUCCAUUUCAAUCAGUGUAGAUGAAGGGGAGGAGACAGGUUAAAGAAGGAUUUUAAAGCCUUGAGACAAUUGAGACAUGGAUUGUGUAUGUGUGCCAUUCAGAGGGUGAAUGGGCAAGACAAAAGAUUGAAGUGCCUUUGAACGGGGUGUGGCAGUAGGUGCGAGGCGCAACGCUGCUGGGUGUUUCGCGCUCAACAGUUUCCCGUGUGUAUCAAGAAUGGUCCACCACCCAAAGGACAUCCAGCCAACUUGACACAACUGUGGGAAGCAUUGGAGUCAACAUUGGCCGGCAUCCCUGUGGAACGCUUUCGACACCUUGUAGAGUCCAUGCCCCGACAAAUUGAGGCUGUUCUGAGGGCAAAAGGGGGUGCAACUCAAUAUUAGGAAGGUGUGUGCAUGCCUUUUCAAGUGUACGUGUGUGACACAUGCCUACACGCAUUCGUGGCCUAAACACACUCCUCUCCCUUCCCCAGGUAUCACUCGGACGGAGAAAGACAAAGGUACUGUGUAUGAGCUCACCUUCAAAGGGGACCAGAGACGUGAGUUCAGGAAGCUGGUUCUGUUCCGUCCCUUCGGGCCGCUGAUGAAGGUGAAGAAUGAGAGGGUGGACACGGCUAACGUCCCCAUCAACAUCAUAGUGCCCCUCUCCCAACGGGCCGACAAGUUCAGACACUUCAUGCACAACUUCAGGUACAGUGAUAGCCACUCAGUUAUUCAUGCAGGUUAUUGGCUCAUUCGCCCCUCUCUCCUUCCUUGCAACUCUUCCCUGGGUUAUUGCUGCAAAUCAGUAGGUGUUCUCAGUCAACCAUACUAAAGAAUAAGGGUCAAACAAGGGUUAAGAAAUAAAAUGCAUGUUCGAUGUCCACUCGUAUUAACUGUGAUGCCAUAA
Molecule: messenger RNA, 6648 nt
Organism: Coregonus sp. 'balchen'
Lineage: Eukaryota; Metazoa; Chordata; Actinopteri; Salmoniformes; Salmonidae
Source: the annotation of a GenBank genome assembly